Molecule: messenger RNA, 1329 nt
Organism: Nematolebias whitei (Rio pearlfish)
Lineage: Eukaryota; Metazoa; Chordata; Actinopteri; Cyprinodontiformes; Rivulidae
Product: E3 ubiquitin-protein ligase rnf168
Exons: 4
Coding region: 187-1065 (292 amino acids)
Source: RefSeq, a predicted model, not a curated record
UCUCAGUGAACCCUAAACCCUAAGUGGAUCCAGAUCCAGAUUGUUUAUUUGUUUUUUAAUUUUGAACGUUUGUUUCCAAACUUCUUUCAGUUUGCUUUAGCUGUUUUUGAAAAAGGCUGUCGUGUUUAAAAUAACCAAAGUGUUGGUAGUGAUGAUGAGGUCACAUGUUGUCAUGUCCCUCAGCUGAUGGAGGAGCGGCGGGCUCGGGACGAAGAGCAGAAGCGAGCCAGUGAGGAGCUGAUCCAGAGGCUGCUGACUGAGGAAGAGGAGCUGCUGCAAGAGGAGAGGAGGAGGAAGAACGAGGACGAGCAGCUGGCCCGGCAGCUCAGCAGCCAGCUGAACUCUCAGGAAGUCCGUCGUGUCUCCGACGUCACGCCAGUCAAGAAGAAGGAGGUCACCAUGGGAAACAUCGACAGGUUCCUGUGUCCUCGUGCGGCUCAGCCAGUCGCCUCCUCCAACUUCGUCUUCAACAAGGAGAACAUCCUCCUCCUGGAGGCGGAGCUUCAAGUUGAUAGACCAUGCCCACAGACUGAUAUUCAGCUGAUCAGAUCUUCAUCUGCAAAGAGGAAGAGCUCUGAGCUGGAAACAGCCGAAGAACAAGAGUCCACCACCAAACGAGCCCCGCUGUCCUCAUCUUCCUCUUCUCAGGAGGCGGGGCUUGUGACUGAUUGGGAGGCGGAGCUUCAAGUGAGGCAGCAGCAGGAGGAGGAGGACCGCCGACUGGCUCUGCUCCUGCAGAAGGAGCUUGAUCAGGAAGAGAGACAAAGAGCCACUGACAGGAGAAAAGGAUCCUCUGACGCCUACCUGCUGCGCCACCAGAGAGGGGCGGCAGAGGGGGCGGGGUUUUCUAACACACCUGGAAGAGGCUCCCGCAAAUCUGCCUCCAAAACCGCCACUAGCACCUCCUCCUCGCCUCAUUCUGCUUCCUCCAUGAAAGCCUUGAAGACCUGGUCCUCGUCCUUUUCGUCCAGGAGAGGCAUUAAACAGACAACUCUGACUGAGAUCUUUUCUCCUCCUCGCUCCUCCUCCUCCUCCUCAGCUCCUCAAACAAACAGUCAGGAAUAAAAACAGUUUUGUAAAGACAUUUUAUUUUGGCAGGACCAGUUCCAUCUGAUCAGCAUGGAUCAUUUAUUCAUUGAUUAUUGUUAAAUCAGUUGUUCUGUAGCUGCUGCCUGAUUCUUUUUUUUUUCUUUUGGGGGAGGAGCCUAAACUGAGGAGUCAACUGUGACACAAGAACAUGCACACACAGUGGUCACAUGACAGGACGUGCCAUGUGACUUGACAGGUUUCUAUCAGACAUUACAUCAUUAUUAAAAUUGUUGAUGAGAA